This is a messenger RNA of Ornithodoros turicata, 2261 nucleotides long. RefSeq names its product NADH-ubiquinone oxidoreductase chain 4-like. Gene Ontology annotation, biological process: aerobic respiration; ATP synthesis coupled electron transport; electron transport coupled proton transport. Gene Ontology annotation, molecular function: NADH dehydrogenase (ubiquinone) activity; ubiquinone binding. Lineage: Eukaryota; Metazoa; Arthropoda; Arachnida; Ixodida; Argasidae. The record is from RefSeq and is a predicted model, not a curated record. Gene Ontology annotation, cellular component: respiratory chain complex I. The transcript has a single exon.
AUGUUAAUUUUAGUAAUAGUAUUAAUUAUGAUAAUAUGCAUGUAUUUAUACUUCUCUUUUGUUGAAUUUAUAUUUGUGUUGUUUUUUUGUUGCUUAUUUACUUUUUUUUUAGUUGAUUGGUCUGGUAUUUAUUUAUUUGUUGGGGAGUUAUUUGGGAUAGAUAUAUUGGGUUUUUUUUUGAUUGAGUUAAGUUUGUGGAUUGGAAUACUAAUAUUUUUAGCUAGAAUGAGUUUAAAGGUUAAUUUUGAUAAGAUAUUUAAUUUUUAUAUUAUUUUGAUAGUUCUUCUUUUAAUUUUUUGCUUUUUGCUUCAAAAUUUAAUUGGGUUUUAUUUAUUUUUUGAAAGAGUUUUGUUUCCUAUUGUUAUAUUAAUUAUGGGUUGGGGAUACCAGCCUGAACGUCUUCAGGCUGGUAUUUAUAUACUAUUUUAUACACUUUUUGGUUCACUCCCUUUAUUUUUGUUUUUUUUAUUCAAUAGAGAAAGAUUAAGAAUUUUUUAUAUUUAUUGAAUAAAUUAUAGAUUAUCAAUAGUGAUAGUGCUUAUAGGAGUUUUAGGAUUUUUAGUAAAAAUACCAAUAUUUUUUGUUCAUGUUUGACUCCCAAAGGCUCAUGUUGAAGCUCCGGUAGCUGGAUCUAUGAUUUUGGCUGGUGUGUUAUUAAAAUUAGGAAUUUAUGGACUUCUUCGAAUUAAAUUUUUUUUAAUUAAUAAUUUUAAUAGAUUUAGUUUUCUGAUUAUGAGAGUUGUUUUGAUUGGCGGUUUAAUAAUUAGAUUAAUUUGUUUAUGUCAGGUUGAUGUUAAGGCACUGAUUGCAUAUUCUUCUGUAUGUCAUAUGGGUAUGGUUUUAGGAGGUCUUAUGAGUAUAACUGGUUGAGGGUUGAUUGGAAGUUUAGCUAUAAUGAUUGGUCAUGGUCUUUGCUCAUCAGGGUUAUUUUGUUUAGCAAAUAUGUACUAUGAACGGUUCUACACUCGUAGAAUAAUUCUUUUAAAAGGUUUAGGAAGAGUAUUUCCAUUUUUAGGAUUGUGAUGAUUUUUAUUUAGAAUUAUUAAUAUAGCAGCCCCUCCUUCUAUAAAUUUAGGUGGAGAGUUACUAUUAAUAGGUGGUAUUAUAAAGUGGAGAUUAAUAGUAAUAGUUCCUUUAGGUUUAAUAUCUUUUUUUAGUGCAGGGUAUUCUUUGUAUAUAUUUAGUUAUUUAAAUCAUGGGAAAGGAUGGGUGGUAUAUGGUGUGUUUAUAAUUUCAAUUCGAGAAAUAUAUCUAUUAUUUCUUCAUUUAAUUCCCCUAUUAUUGUGAAUUUUGAAAAUGGAGAUAUUUAUAAUUUGGUUUUAUCUAGUUAGUUUAUAUAUAAAAUAUUAAAUUGUGGAUUUAAUGAGGAAUUAUCACUGGAUAAUUUUUUUCCAAUGAGGAGUUUAUAUAUUUAUUUUAAGAAUUUUUUUUUUUACCCUAGGCGUAUGAUUUAUAAUAUAUAUAAAUGUUUUAGUAAUUGAAUAUUUUUUAUUAGUUUUAGGGGAUUUUGAAUUAAAAUUUUAUUUAUUGUUUGAUUGGAUGAGAAUAAUAUUUGUUUGCGUGGUUUUGUUUAUCUCAUGUAUAGUUAUUUUUUAUAGAAAUGACUAUAUGGAAAGAGAAAAAUUUAAAAAUUAUUUUUGUUAUGGAGUUUUAUUAUUUGUUGGGUCUAUACUAAUAAUAAUUAUGAGUCCUAAUUUAUUAAUAAUUUUAUUGGGGUGAGAUGGUUUAGGCUUAGUUUCAUAUUGUCUAGUAAUUUUUUAUCAGAAUUAUAAAUCUGAUAGAGCUGGAAUAAUUACUGUGAUGAGAAAUCGAAUUGGGGAUGUGAUAAUUUUAUUAUCUUUUGUUUUUCUUUUAAAUUUUGGAAAUUUAGAUUUUUUGGUUUUUAAAAAAAUAUUUUUUGUAGGAGGUUUAAUGCUAAUCAUUGCUGGUAUAACUAAAAGAGCUCAAAUUCCUUUUUCUGCCUGACUCCCCGCUGCUAUGGCAGCCCCAACCCCCGUCUCCUCUUUAGUUCAUUCUUCAACUUUGGUUACAGCUGGUGUUUAUCUUUUAAUUCGUUUAGAUAUGUUAUUUUGUAUUAGUGGUUUUAGAUGAUUUUUAUCUUUUUUGGCUUUGUUAACUAUGGUUAUAUCAGGGGUUGGGGCUGUAUUGGAAAUGGAUCUAAAAAAAAUUAUUGCUUUGUCUACUCUUAGACAGCUUGGUUUAAUAAUAUUAAUUUUGUCUUUAGGGGAAACAGGUCUAGCUUUUUUUCAUUUAUUAACUCA